GUCCAUUGAACGGGUGUUUCCACUUUCAGUGUAAAGUAAGUAGAACUCAAUUCAUGUUCUAGAAGGGUACGAAAAAAACUGGACCCAUCUGAAACGCCCCGACCAUCCUCUCUCACUGGCGCAAAUCCACCGACGAGCGCUGGGAUGCAACAAUCCUCCCGCCCAGCCAACAAGCCGUGGCUGGUCCCCAUACCAGGAACAACAGGGACGGCGCAUUCCACCUGUCCUCCACCAUCUCUUGGUCUCUCCGUCGUGGCGUCUCUAGUGUCGGUAGUCGUCAAGUCCCAGCGACUUUCGAUAUUAAUAUAAUCGGAGAUCAUCCAUCGCUAAAUUAAGACCUGAUUAAUAUUAAUAUGGACUGGUAGAAUUUGGAUGGAGAGACCUGUCUAUUUGGAACAUACCUUGGUCUUUUAGGGAGUAGCGCUAAAUGC
Aspergillus campestris IBT 28561 is the source of this 431-nucleotide messenger RNA. RefSeq lists its product as uncharacterized. The record is from RefSeq and is a predicted model, not a curated record. Lineage: Eukaryota; Fungi; Ascomycota; Eurotiomycetes; Eurotiales; Aspergillaceae. The transcript has a single exon. The coding region runs from base 145 to 309 and encodes 54 amino acids.